CAUGGUGCAUAGGCAGGUGCGGGUUUGAGUUCACGCUUUAUUCGCUCGGUUUUCUGCUCCACAGACACACCAUGAACCACGCAGUGUUUGCGGAUUGUCUGUGGUUAUCAGUGAUUUAACUUUUUUUUUUUUGGUCAGUCUGGAAAUUUCUUGGUUUCAGCAGUCCGGUUCUUUAGGCGCUUUAGCUUAGCUUUAUCGCUGCAUCCCUUUUCUACCGGCCCAAAAAACCCACCAAAAACCAGGCCACAGCGAUGCGGACUUUACUAAAGCCUUGAUUUCUGAGGGGAGAAAAAAGAAAUUCGCUUUAGUGACUGGAAGGAGUUUUAUAUAUUUUAUGGAACUAACGGAUAGCUAGCUAGUCGCCGCUUCUCUAAGCAAAGGAAAAAAAAACCAUGCUGAAUUCGAGGCGGCUGUUGCGGCUCUCUAACCGCUCCUUCUUGGCCUUCUUUUUUUUCUUCUCCAUGUCUACGACCUGCCUCUACUUCAUUUAUGUGGCCCCUGGAAUAGCCAACACAUACUACUUCAUGGUGCAAGCUCGGGGUAUAAUGUUGCGUGAUAACGUGCGGACAAUUGGCCAGAUACUCAGAUCAUACACCAAUAAGAACAGCACUCUGAAUGGCACAGAUUAUCCAGAUGGGAACAACUCCAGCGAAUAUUUUGCUCAACCGACUACAUACCUUCCAGAGAACUUCACCUAUGCCCAGAACCUGCCCUGCCCUGGACGCUUACCUUCUAUGAAGGGUCCUAUGGAAGUAAAUAUGACCGAGGUUCCUAUAGACAAGGUGGAACUGCAGCUUAGACAGCAGGGCAUUCAGUUUGGGGGACACUGGAAGCCCAAGGACUGCAAACCUCGCUGGAAGGUGGCUAUUCUCAUCCCUUUUAGGAAUCGUCAUGAACAUCUUCCCAUUCUGUUUCAGCACCUUGCUCCUAUGCUCCAGCGGCAACGCUUACAAUUUGCAUUUUAUGUAAUUGAGCAGGCAGGUACACAGCCUUUUAAUAGAGCCAUGCUGUUUAAUGUGGGCUUCAAGGAGGCAAUGAAAGACCUGAAUUGGGACUGUGUGGUUUUUCACGAUGUCGAUCAUAUCCCUGAAAAUGACCGGAAUUAUUACGGCUGCGGUCAGAUGCCUCGUCACUUCGCCUCAAAGCUCGAUAAGUACAUGUACAUUCUGCCCUACAAUGAGUUCUUUGGAGGAGUGAGCGGACUUACAGUAGAGCAGUUCCGCAAGAUCAAUGGUUUUCCCAAUGCAUUCUGGGGCUGGGGAGGGGAGGACGACGACCUCUGGAACAGGGUUCACUUUGUUGGCUUGAAUGUGACCAGACCCGAAGGAGAUAUUGGCAAAUACAAAUCAAUUCCCCAUCACCACCGAGGAGAAGUGCAGUUCCUAGGAAGGUACAAGUUGCUAAGGUAUUCUAAAGAACGGCAAUAUUUGGAUGGCCUAAAUAAUCUUCAGUAUUCUCCGGAAAUAUCUUUAAGUAGUCUGUACAAGAACAUCACUGUUAACCUGAGCCCUGAGCUUGCCCCAAUAUCGGAGUACUGACACCCGUCUCUCCAUCCACUCCACCUGGCCAUUAGUACCUGAAGACAACCGACCCAGAAUCAUGAAGUGUGUGGCCUGAACAUCACAUACGGCCGCCAAGUAACCUUAAAACCAAGAGACAAAAGGAUAAAGGCCUGAAUACUAAAAUGAUUGUAUGUGAAGUCUUACAUAUGUUUUUUUUUUUCCCUUUUUUUUUUUUUCUUUUUUGCGCGCGAGUGUGUGCGUCCCAAUGCAUGUCUCUGUUUAUGCGGCUUUGGCUACUUAAAUCAUAUCAAGCUACGAAAAAAAAGGAUGAAAAAGAACUUGGGGCGUGUCCGUGUCAACAAUUCAGAUGUUUACUGCGAAGCCUUAACUGAUUUUCAUAGGCUGUUAUCACUCUGAGUGUCAGUUUUCAUCCAUGCCAACAAUGUAGACCGCUCAGUUUUACAACUCAACAGCAACCUAAAUGCCAAUAGAUAUUUUAAGGCACGUUUUGUAUCAUGUUAGUAGUAUUUUAAGGCAUAUGAUAAUUUAUGUAUGUACUGUAAAUGGUCGUUUUUUUUGGCCUUCAUUAAUUUAUUGUUUUUUUAGUUUCUUGAGAUGUACUUUCGAGCACUCCAGUGGCGUGCGUGUAAUGUGAGCGUCACGCUUUCUUUUGCGGGCUGUGAGUGCACGAAGGCUCACGACUGCUCACUCGAUCCUGUAAUGUCAUGAAUCAUUCCAGUGCACAUACUCUUACUUUUGGCAGCUAACUGUCUUUUUUUUUUCUUUAACCCCCUACCCACACCUUACACAAAUGGAAGCUUCAGUUUGGGGACUAAAGACAAAUGAAACUGGGAUGUGUGGUCUCUUAAGCAAAACACCAAUAUCAGCAGCAUGCCUUACUUUUAAAAAAUUUUUUUAGUUGUAUAUCAUAUAAUAUUUUUUUUUUCUUUUGUGCACUGUAACAAUGAAAGUGAAGAAGAGAUAUCAGGUGAGGGGAAAUGUUAUUGCUGUCAUUCACUCGAAGAAUUGCUGAGCAGUCAGGUACACAGCUGCUAAAUGAUAAAAUGCUAUAGUAAUUGUGUGUGUGUGUGUGUGUGUGUGUGUGAGCGAGCGAGCGAGUGAGAUCCUCCAGCUGUGUAUAUGAAAUCCCUUGUGAUGUUGCACUCUAGUCAUAAAAUAAGUUGGGCCUGGAUGAGAGAGUGAUGUGUUACUCUUGAAUGGCAUCAGAGUAGAAUUUGGGCAAUGAAGACUUUAUGCUGUUAAAGUUUUGAGCUGUUGGUGGGUUGUGCUUUUUUUUUUUUUUUUCUUUGUCUUUUUUUGUACAUGUUGAUUGCCUUUGUAUAUACAGCCUCAUGUUUCAUAAUUUGGUUUAUUUUUUUAAGUGUGUGUGUGGGGGGGAUUUGCGCCAUCUUGUUAAUUUAUAUCUGUCCUAAAUAGAGAAGUAUUUGGUAUUAUUACACUGUGUGCGCGCGCUUGGAGAAGCACGUAUCCCCUUUCACUGCAGUCCGAGCGUAUCAGCUGCGCCACACGCAGCACUAGCUUUUCUUUCCCUUGUAGUACUGACAUGCUCGUAGCACUAAUCCUAAGGUGUUCUCUAAUCCCGAAGCUCACUGAUGCUUGGGGUAAUUCCUUUUCUUUCACAGCUUGCACAGGGUCAUGUUCUGUGCUUCAUCCUGUCUGAGCUGUUGCCUUUUCAAGGUGCUCUUAUGUGGGCUGUCCUUGUUGUGCUGUUCAAGCAAAGGCCUUUUUUUUUUUUUUCUUCGUGCUUUCUCCUCUAAGGCCAAGCUGAGCCAUUGCUCUCUAAAGAUAUGUAUGUGGCCUGAAGCAUUCUUGUACUCUGUACACCCAAGUUACUUGUUUACAGAUUUCUUCUUUUCUUCAACUUGCAGACUGAAGUCUGUUUGAUCAGGCCUAGUUGCUAUGGUUAGAGUUUAUAUGAAUACACUUUUGACCAAUGGGCUAAGGAAUCUGAAAGCGUACGUAGGAAACAGGGUUGAAGAAGCGAAUGUUAAUAUUACAGUGAAGGAGAUUAGAGGUGCCAAAGUCCCAUUGCGCCCCUGUGUGAAAACUUUUCCUUCCUGUUAUUAUUUUUAAUCCAAACCUUCACUCUCAUUGCUUCUAAAGCUUUGUACUUUCACCAGUGUUGAGGUCUUAAAAUUAAGGUUGAUUUGUUACCUUAGGGGUUUCUGUCUGAGAGUGAUAUUAGCUUUUAAAAAAGGAUUAGUUUGAUCCAAGGGGGAAAAUAUAUACAUAACGUACUGAACAUCAAACACUGCACUUAAUCUGACACAAAUGCAUCAAAUUGAGCCUGUAUUCAUUUUAAUUAAUAAACCCACAACCCCUUAAGCUGUUUCGUUGGAGAACUGAGAUUUUCAUUCAGUGUUAUGGAAGAAAUUAGCAUCAAGGAAAAUGCAUUGAUAUUGCAGUAUGUUAUAAGUGACUAUCUGGCAAGGAGGCAGCAUUCUGUGGUGGAUGCUGGUCAGACAAUGGGCAGCAUUUCAUUUAAAUACAGAUCUUGCAUUCUCACGCUGUAACCCAGUGUGUACAUCACUUGCACAUGGUCUGAAUGAUUAUCUAUUCAUCUUCAAUCCUUUCAUGCAUAAAUGUAGUGAACUUUGACCGAAAAAAAGAAAACACAACUGAAAGUUACAAACUAUAUUAAAGUAUCUUUACCAAGGUGCUUGCAAUGUGCAAAUUGUGAAAUCUUGUUAUUAAGCUACUAGUAACCUUUUUGAAAUUCAUCACAAGCAACUUAUGGCAUUUAGUGUGUUUAAAAAAAUAAGGUUUGCCAACUCGGGAGGUGUUUUAAGCCUUCUGUCUUAACUCUGUAUUCCUAAUUUGGCUUCUGCUCGGAGUGUGCUGUCAAAUUUUUUUGAACCUGUGAUUUUUUUUUUUUAAGUAAGUUACCAUAAUAAGGUGGCCUGUAGGUUUAAAUCAGUCUCAUCUCAAAAAGAUUUUAUUUAAAAAAUAUAUAUAUAUCUAUAUUGUUGCAACCCAUCCCUUGUCCAUCUGUGUCUUUUGAAAUGAUUGAAAAAUACAGAUUUUGAAAAAUGUAUUCAUUACAAAUUUGUUACAGAGUGUUAUGUUUUUUGCCGUAUUCAUAUUUGUGCCUUGAGUUCCUUUCUUUACACAUUUGCAUUCACGAUUGACAGUUGCAGUGAGGUGACUGUUUUGGUGUUUCAAAAAUGAAAAUAAUGGAGAGUGCACAUUUUUAUUUUUCACAAGUAUUUAAUUUAAAUCUGGAUUGAAAUGUGUAGUCUUCUAAAACAUUUAAAGCUAAUGAAUUGAAGCAGAAAACCAGGGGGACACUCUCUCCUUUGUGUCUCGUACUGUUUUUCCAGGGUCCAUGGUUUCUGCAACUCUGUUUGGAAAUGAGAUGUGAGGUAGCGAUUGCUUUGGCUGAUGUGUAAAAUCUUGAUCUUUUCCCCCCUCUUUCUUUCAUUUUUCUGGGCUCUUCACGGUGUUACCGGUUUGCUCACUGCAUUACACUCUGUAAUGACCAUUAAAAGAGUUUAUAGUUGAAAA
This is a messenger RNA of Neoarius graeffei (lesser salmon catfish), 5027 nucleotides long. RefSeq names its product UDP-Gal:betaGlcNAc beta 1,4- galactosyltransferase, polypeptide 6 (gene b4galt6). Gene Ontology annotation, molecular function: UDP-galactose:glucosylceramide beta-1,4-galactosyltransferase activity. The record is from RefSeq and is a predicted model, not a curated record. Lineage: Eukaryota; Metazoa; Chordata; Actinopteri; Siluriformes; Ariidae. The coding region runs from base 393 to 1538 and encodes 381 amino acids. Gene Ontology annotation, biological process: glycosphingolipid biosynthetic process; carbohydrate metabolic process. The transcript is spliced from 9 exons.